Messenger RNA from Andrographis paniculata, 1927 nucleotides. RefSeq names its product cytochrome P450 CYP72A219-like. The transcript is spliced from 5 exons. The record is from RefSeq and is a predicted model, not a curated record. Gene Ontology annotation, molecular function: oxidoreductase activity, acting on paired donors, with incorporation or reduction of molecular oxygen; iron ion binding; heme binding. Bases 202 to 1767 code for a protein of 521 amino acids. Lineage: Eukaryota; Viridiplantae; Streptophyta; Magnoliopsida; Lamiales; Acanthaceae.
UAUAGAUAUUACAGUAUAUAGAGUGAGUUAAGACUGGAGGUAGGAUGAGGACAGAACCAAUCUCUCACUACAAAUAUACAAUCCAAAUCCAGUAAAGCUGAUACAAAUAACCUAGAAGGAAGGUAGGAAGUGUUCAAUUAGUUUAUUGAAUUGUGGGUGGUGGUAAGAAAACAGUAUCAUAUCUUAUCGAUCGAUCAUCCCAUGGAGAUGGAGAUUGGGGUUUUGGGGAUGGUGGUGAUAAUAGCUUCUGUUGCUGCGGUGUGUUGUUACUACGCUUGGAAAGUGUUCAAUUUUGUGUGGCUUAGGCCGAAAAGACUGGAGAAACGGCUGAGGAAGAUGGGUUUCAAGGGAAACCCUUACAGGCUCUUCUUCGGAGACCUUAAGGACAUGGCGAAGCUUCUAGAAGAAGCCAGGUCAAAGCCAAUGAGUAGUUUCUCAAAUGAUAUUGUCCCCAGAGUUACUCCCACCAUUCUUCAAAACCUCAACAAAUACGGUAAGAGUGGCUUCCAAUGGUUUGGGCCACGACCCACAGUGAUUGUCUGGGAACCCGAACAUAUCCGCGAGAUUUUGUCGAAGAAUUACCUCUUCCAAAAGCCUCCCGGCAAUCCUGCGGUUGGUCGUAUUGCAAGAGGUGUGGCGUCGAUGGAAACAGACAAAUGGGCUAAGCAUAGAAAGCUUAUCAAUCCGGCCUUCCAUGUCGAGAAACUGAAGUUCAUGGCGACGUCGUUUUACUUGAGUUGCUGCGACAUGUUGAGCAAAUGGGAUGAGAUUAUCCCGAACGAAGUGGUGUCUGAAUUGGAUGUGUGGCCUUAUCUUCAAACUCUUACAAGCGACGUCAUUUCGCGCACGGCCUUUGGUAGUAGCUACGAGGAAGGAAGAAAAAUAUUUGAACUUCAAAGCGAACAAGCCCGCUUUAUUAUGAAAGCGAGUCGCUCGGUUUACAUUCCCGGUUGGAGGUUUAUACCGACACAACACAAUAGAAGAAUGAAGGAAAUCGUGAGGAUAAUCGAGUCAACUGUGAUGAGCAUCAUCGAGAAAAGGAUGAAAUCGAUAAAAGCCGGGGAGGGUAGUGGGGACGAUUUGCUCGGUUUGCUACUUGGAUCGAAUAUCAAAGAAAUUGAAGUAGGAGGAAGUAAGUUUGGAAUGAGCAUGGAAGAGGUUAUCGAAGAAUGCAAGCUUUUUUACUUUGCCGGGCAGGAGACAACCUCGACUCUACUUGUUUGGACUAUGAUUCUAUUGGGAAAGUACACCGAUUGGCAGUCUCGCGCUAGAGAUGAAGUUCUCCAACUCUUUGGUAAAAGAAAACCCGAAUAUCACGAGUUAAACCACCUCAAAACUAUAAACAUGAUAUUCCACGAGACAAUGAGAUUAUAUCCGCCGGGAAUAUUCCUCGUUCGGAUGACUAAGGAAGAGAGUAAAUUAGGGGGAAACUUAAGUCUACCGGCCGGGGUGCAACUUCUAUUGCCGAUCAUUUUAUUACAUCAUGACAAGGAAAUAUGGGGUGACGACGUCAAAGAAUUCAAUCCCUUGAGGUUUAGCGAGGGAGUUUCUCAUGCUACGAAAGGCCAAAUGACAUAUCUGCCCUUUGGAGGCGGGCCUCGGAUUUGUUUGGGACAAAACUUUGCUAUGGCAGAAGCUAAAAUGGCGAUGGCUAUGAUCCUACAGCGUUACAGUUUCAGUCUUUCUCCGUCGUAUUCGCAUGCUCCUUGUACAGUGAUUACACUUCAGCCUCAACACGGUGCGCACUUAAUGAUGGAAAAGAUUUAAGGAUUGAAUAUUUGAUCGUUUGUCUUUGUUACGACUUGAAUCUACUUUGUUUAUAUGCUGUCGACUUAACUUUUAUAUACAGAAUAAAUGGAAAAGACGAAACAUUAUUUUGGGAUGUAUUGUAUUACUAUGCUAAAGUAAUAUACAUGUGUUUUUACCU